AUGCGCUCCGCUGUCAUUGUCUCCGCCCUUGCUGGCGUUGCUUUCGCCGAACACAGAUCUUUGAUCGGCCGUGAUGGUACCUGCAAGCCUCAGCCUGCCGGUUCUGGCCCUGUGGCCAGCCCAGACACCGUGGAGGGCUUCUUCGCUCUGCCUGAGCUUCAAACACUCUCAGCCAAUGCUCCUACUCCUGAUGGUUACACUGCCGCUUUCACCGGCCUGAAUGCUUCCCUCAAUGCCAACAAGUACAUGGGUCUGUGGACUCUCACCGCAUACGACACCAUUGGAUGUUCGGCAAUUUGCGACAAGACGACUGGAUGCGUGUCAUUCAACAUGUACAGCGAGCGUGACCCUACUCUCGACCCCAACCACAGCAACUGCCCCAACCCUCAGUCUCUUACCAACUACAAGUGUACACUUUGGGGCGCCGAGGUCUCUUCUUCUCAGGCCAAGAACUUUGGCCAAUGGCGUAACGAUUUCCAGGUUGUGAUCACGGGAUCUUCAGCAUUCAACAAGAUGCCGGCUCCUUCUGGAGUUGAAAACUAUGACGGUCCAACACAGCUUGGUGGGGCUAUAAAUGCUCCUCUCGACAGCCAGAAGCACGACACCUACAUGGGCGUUCGUGUCCACCCCUUCAGCAAAGACCAGGAGUACGACCCCAGCGUUUGCGCCACUGCCUGCACCUCCCAGACUGCCUACAACAAGGGCCACCCUGCCAGCGAUGGUUCAUACCAAACCUGCCGCUUCUUCAACUCGUGGAUCCAGAGCAAGGACGGCGUUGCCUACGAGCUGCACUGUGGUCUUUACAACCAGACCUGGUCCCCUCAGUACGCCACCAACUACGGCCAGUACCAGGGAAACAGCCGCAUCACUGUUUCCAGAUCUUACAGCUACACUCUUUCCGAGGUUGCUGCAUAA
Molecule: messenger RNA, 915 nt
Organism: Aureobasidium uvarum
Lineage: Eukaryota; Fungi; Ascomycota; Dothideomycetes; Dothideales; Saccotheciaceae
Source: the annotation of a GenBank genome assembly